AUGCCUUCAUUCCUCGUCGCCCAAAACUCCAACGCAUCCUACACCCCGUCCUACGUCCCAGUCAUGGUGAUCACAGGCGCCACCUCCGGCAUCGGCCAAGCAAUAACACAAACCCUAGCGCGCCACCUGCACGGGCGCGUCCACAUCAUCAUAAUCGCACGCAACUCCUCCGCCGCGUCGCGCAUCAUAUCCACACUACCCACACACCCAGCCGCAAUCUACGAGUUCAUCGCAUGCGACGUGAGCCUAAUGCAGAACGUGCACGCACUCGCGCAGGACCUCUCGGCGCGCCUUCCCAAGCUCAACUUUCUCGUGCACUGCGCGGGCGUCUUUGGUCUGGACGGAAGGCGGGAGACGGAGGAAGGGAUCGACGUUAAAUUGGCGUCGAGGUACUAUGCCCGGUUUACUCUGACCUACGAUCUGCUGCCUUUACUCCGAAAGGCAACGGAGCGUGGUGAGCCAGCGAGUGUCCUCACUGUGCUUGGAGCAGGUUCUAAAGGAACUUCCGAGGUCGACCUCGAUGACUUGGGUCUGAAGAAGCGGUACACAGGCUGGAAAGCUAUGAUGGCAAGCAUCGACUACAACGAUCUCAUGGUUGCUGAAUUCUCCAAACGCGAGCCCAACAUCGCAUUCACGCACAUCUUCCCAGGAUUCGUAUCCACAGCAAUCUUACACAAAUCAUCCAACCCCAUCUCCAAGCUCUUUCUCUUUUUCCUCUCGCCACUUCUCUGGCUGAUCACGCGCACGCAGGAGACGUGCGCGGAGUAUAUGCUCUAUGCGCUAAUCCAGGCCGAGCGAGGGAUGUACAGGCGGAACGAAAACGGGGAUGAUAUCGGCUUGAAGGGGUUUCCUCGCUUUGCGAACGAUGCUCAGCGAAUUUUGUGGGAGCACUCUUUGCAAGCUACGAGUACGAGUACGAGCUAG
This is a messenger RNA of Psilocybe cubensis, 924 nucleotides long. Its product is annotated as Oxidoreductase. The record is from RefSeq and is a predicted model, not a curated record. Bases 1 to 924 code for a protein of 307 amino acids. The transcript has 2 exons. NCBI's taxonomy places the organism in Eukaryota, Fungi, Basidiomycota, Agaricomycetes, Agaricales, Agrocybaceae.